Scleropages formosus (Asian bonytongue) is the source of this 5573-nucleotide messenger RNA. RefSeq names its product ATPase Na+/K+ transporting subunit alpha 1b (gene atp1a1b). Gene Ontology annotation, biological process: intracellular sodium ion homeostasis; potassium ion import across plasma membrane; sodium ion export across plasma membrane. The transcript has 21 exons. Lineage: Eukaryota; Metazoa; Chordata; Actinopteri; Osteoglossiformes; Osteoglossidae. The record is from RefSeq and is a predicted model, not a curated record. The coding region runs from base 194 to 3346 and encodes 1050 amino acids. Gene Ontology annotation, cellular component: plasma membrane. Gene Ontology annotation, molecular function: ATP hydrolysis activity; ATP binding; P-type sodium:potassium-exchanging transporter activity.
CCCCACGCCAGCACCGUUUCUAACGGAAAGAGGGCGGACCUUAGGGGGCUGCGAGUCGGCGGCACGUGCGGGUCCCUGACAACUGCUGCAGCGCGAGGAGCGGGGAGCUGGAUAGCCGCUACGGUCACUGUAACAGUAUCCUAGACACCAUUUUAUCGGUUAUUAAAGAAGACUUGCUGCAGGAAUCAAAAAAAUGGGGCUUGGGGAUGGACGGGACCAGUAUGAACUGGCGGCAACCUCAGAGCAGGGGGGCAAGAAAAAAGUCAAGCAAAAAAAAAAAGAAAAGGACAUGGAUGAGCUUAAAAAGGAAGUAGAUAUGGAUGACCACAAGCUGACGCUGGAUGAACUUCACCGCAAAUAUGGCACAGAUCUGACGAGGGGGCUGACGACAGCACGAGCUGGAGAGAUCCUGGCUCGUGAUGGUCCCAACGCACUCACACCACCACCAACCACCCCAGAAUGGGUCAAGUUCUGCAAACAAAUGUUUGGUGGCUUUUCCAUGCUGCUGUGGACUGGGGCUGUCCUUUGUUUCCUAGCAUAUGGCAUUCUGGCAGCCAUGGAGGAGGAGCCAGCCAAUGAUAAUCUGUACCUGGGUGUUGUGCUCUCUGCUGUUGUUAUCAUAACUGGCUGCUUUUCAUACUAUCAAGAGGCCAAAAGUUCCAAGAUUAUGGACUCCUUCAAGAAUUUAGUCCCGCAGCAAGCUCUUGUGAUUCGCGAUGGUGAGAAAAAGAGCAUCAAUGCUGAGGAUGUAGUAGUUGGAGAUUUAGUUGAAGUUAAGGGAGGUGACAGGAUUCCUGCUGAUUUGAGGAUCAUCUCUGCUCAUGGCUGCAAGGUGGACAAUUCAUCCCUCACUGGCGAAUCUGAGCCUCAGACCCGUUCUCCCGAUUUCUCAAAUGAAAAUCCCCUGGAGACAAGGAACAUAGCUUUUUUUUCUACCAACUGUGUAGAAGGCACUGCUCGUGGCAUAGUUAUCAGUACAGGAGACCGUACUGUGAUGGGACGCAUUGCCACCCUUGCUUCUGGUCUGGAGGUGGGACGCACCCCCAUUUCUAUUGAGAUCGAACACUUCAUCCACAUCAUCACAGGUGUAGCUGUCUUCCUUGGAGUUUCCUUCUUCAUACUUUCACUCAUCCUGGGCUACUCCUGGCUGGAAGCUGUCAUCUUCCUCAUUGGAAUCAUUGUGGCAAAUGUGCCUGAAGGUCUUCUGGCUACAGUCACAGUGUGUCUAACCCUGACUGCUAAGCGCAUGGCCAAGAAGAACUGCCUGGUGAAAAACCUGGAAGCUGUGGAGACCUUGGGCUCUACGUCCACUAUCUGCUCUGACAAGACCGGUACCCUGACCCAGAACCGAAUGACUGUGGCCCACAUGUGGUUUGACAACCAGAUCCAUGAGGCCGACACCACAGAGAACCAGAGUGGAACCUCAUUUGACAGGAGUUCCUCCACCUGGACUUCUCUGGCACGCAUUGCUGGACUUUGUAACCGUGCUGUCUUCCUUGCUGAACAAACUAAUGUACCCAUCCUCAAGAGAGAUGUUGCUGGUGAUGCCUCUGAAUCUGCUCUGCUAAAGUGUAUUGAACUGUGCUGUGGGUCUGUAAAGGAGAUGAGGGACAAGUACCCUAAGAUUGCAGAAAUCCCCUUCAAUUCCACAAACAAAUACCAGCUCUCCAUUCACAAGAACCCCAACUCCUCUGAGCCUAAGCACAUCCUGGUGAUGAAGGGAGCCCCUGAAAGAAUCCUGGACCGCUGCUCCACCAUCCUGAUUCAGGGCAAGGAGCAGCCACUAGAUGAUGAGAUGAAAGAUGCCUUUCAGAAUGCUUACUUGGAACUGGGUGGUCUUGGAGAGAGAGUGCUGGGAUUCUGUCAUUAUUUUCUCCCUGAUGAUCAGUUUCCUGAGGGAUUUCAGUUUGACACUGAUGAUGUGAACUUCCCCACUGAGAACCUGUGCUUUGUUGGCCUCAUGUCCAUGAUUGACCCUCCCCGUGCUGCAGUGCCUGAUGCUGUGGGCAAGUGCAGGAGUGCUGGAAUCAAGGUUAUCAUGGUUACUGGUGAUCAUCCAAUUACUGCAAAAGCCAUUGCUAAGGGUGUAGGUAUCAUCUCAGAGGGCAACGAAACUGUUGAGGACAUCGCUGCUCGUCUGAACAUUCCUAUAAAUGAAGUCAACCCCAGAGAUGCUAAGGCCUGUGUUGUUCAUGGAGGUGACCUUAAGGAUCUGACCUCAGAGCAGCUGGAUGAUAUACUGAAACAUCAUACUGAGAUUGUUUUUGCAAGAACCUCUCCCCAACAGAAGUUGAUCAUUGUGGAGGGCUGCCAGAGACAGGGUGCCAUUGUAGCUGUAACAGGUGAUGGAGUGAAUGACUCCCCUGCCCUGAAGAAAGCUGACAUCGGUGUUGCUAUGGGCAUUGCUGGGUCUGACGUUUCUAAGCAGGCUGCUGACAUGAUACUUCUCGACGACAACUUUGCCUCCAUUGUAACUGGAGUUGAAGAAGGGCGUCUGAUCUUUGAUAACUUGAAGAAAUCCAUUGCCUACACCCUGACGAGUAAUAUUCCUGAGAUCACCCCCUUCCUUCUCUUCAUCAUUGUUAACAUCCCUCUGCCUCUGGGAACAGUCACCAUUCUCUGUAUUGAUUUAGGGACUGAUAUGGUGAGUAUUUUAGAGUUUGUUUUGACCAAACAGUUUUUAUUCAAAAAAAUAUUAAUACUCCAAUUUUUACUCUACAAGGUUCCUGCCAUAUCUUUGGCCUACGAAGCUGCUGAAAGUGACAUUAUGAAGAGACAGCCCAGAAACCCCAAAACGGACAAACUAGUGAACGAGCGACUUAUCAGCAUAGCAUAUGGCCAGAUUGGUAUGAUACAGGCGCUGGCUGGUUUCUUCACUUACUUUGUCAUUCUUGCUGAGAAUGGGUUCCUGCCCUCUACGCUACUCGGAAUCCGCGUUGGGUGGGACGACAAGUACUUGAAUGACUUGGAGGACAGCUAUGGUCAGCAGUGGACUUAUGAGCAAAGAAAGAUUGUGGAGUUCACCUGCCACACAGCUUUCUUCACCAGUAUUGUGAUAGUGCAGUGGGCUGAUCUUAUCAUCUGUAAGACCAGAAGAAACUCUGUCUUCCAGCAGGGCAUGAAAAAUAAAAUCCUCAUCUUUGGACUGUUUGAGGAAACUGCCCUGGCCGCUUUCCUGUCCUAUUGCCCUGGAAUGGAUGUUGCUCUAAGAAUGUACCCGCUGAAACCUAACUGGUGGUUCUGCGCUUUCCCCUAUUCACUCCUCAUCUUUAUUUAUGAUGAAAUUAGAAAACUUAUUCUUCGACGCAGCCCAGGAGGUUGGGUGGAACGAGAGACAUACUACUAGCACCUUCUGUAUAACACAUUUUUUGCAUGUUAGUCUUGCUGCUCUGACUUAAUAUUUGUAACUUUGGAUGUUUUUAUAUAGAGAAUGCUCAACACAACUCAGAUCGUAAAACUAAGACAUUGUGUGCCUUUGUUUUGGAGCAGGGCAUUUUAUAUGUUUUUAUCUGUGUAAUAUGUAAUAAACUCAGUCAGGUCCUCUUGGCCUUUGCCUUUUUGUAAUGGGAGAAUUGAACCAAUUUGGACAGAUGUUCGUCAGACUCAGAAGUCUGACAUUUUAGUGUAUUUUUCUAACUGCAGCAUCCUAGUAGGACCUAGGGUAGUAGAAGAUGGUUGUUACUGUAAAACAUGGAUAUACUUUUUCAGAAGCUGCUUGUUUUUAUGUAAAAGCAGUUUAGAUUGGGCAUAUUUGCUGUGUUUAUUAAUUACAGUGAUGUGCCUUGUUUAUGUUUGUGUUGGUUCCAGCAUUGGGGUAACUUUAUAAGCUUUAGGAAGUUUUAGUGCCCUUGGCAGGAGUUCAUAUUUUUAUGAGGAUCAAGAAUGCAUAAAACCCAUACUCUUCUCAUUCAAGGGGCACAGAGAUUUGUUGACGUGAAUUUUCUCAGGAUGGGGGAGCACCUCCUUCCUCAUUUUUUGCCACAAAGGGACAGUUCUGCCUUUAGAAAAUGUUCAGAAAGUGAGUAGGUAACCAUAAAGUUAUACAUCUCCUAGAUGUUAUGGAGUAGCUUAAUUUGACAUUAUACUCUAUCUAACAAUUCUGCAAUAUGUUCACAUUCAUUCCUUGGAUCAAAUUCAGAAGACUGAAAACUCUUAUGGCCCCCUUCUCCCAGCUAUUUCUAAUGAAGUGUAACCCUCUGGCAUUUGAAUGUUGAUCAGUGGUGUUCUUGUUCACGCAUAACAGAAAGCAGUUAUUAUAAAGGGGUCCUUUUAUGCAGGUCUCAUUUGCCUUAAACUUCCCAGACAUUUCUCAGGCUUUUUUCCAUUGUCUGAAGGCCCUCCAAACAGAGCUAACUCUCUCCACUUCUACACGGCCACUGCAGGAUUGGCAAGACGUGAAAGAAAGCGAGGGAGAAAGAGACCUGUAGGCAUGGAUACAGCCCACUGUCUUAGAGCUAUUUCAGUUCCAUUGAAGAAGCACUUUGUGUGAACAUUAGAUAUUCAGCACUGAAAGCAGGCAUGAAGUUCUAGAGUAUUUUUCAUUCAAGAUAUGGUUAUUCUUGUCUGUUGAUAUAAAAUCCACAACUUUAGUUCCACACUUUAUUUCCUUUAGUCUUGUUCUCAAGAUAAUAUUGGAAGAAAUGAUAACUGAUACGUUUAUACCAUUUAUAAAAGACACACUAGUUAAUACUGACCCUUCCCCAGUACGAGUAGUUUUUCAAUUUAUCACGGGUUUUCUUCAUAAAUUCAGACACGUACAGUGGAUAUUUUGAGAAAAACCAUAAGAAACUCCAAAGAUAGGUCUUUGCAGAGCUGCACAACUACAGAACAGCUACAUAAUGUGACACAUUUAUACUUUUAAUUGUAUGAAAUAUUAUUAGGUGACUCUUGCUUAGAGUCUUUGCAUAAGAGAUGUUACUUAGCAGUCACCAGUUACUAACAUAAGCAUUCAUUCAUGUGUAUGUAUUGUUUAUAGCACAUCUUACGACAAGGUAUUUCAGGCCAUUCAUAUGAUGGGGUGCCCAUAUUUAUCAGCCAAAAUUAUGAUUUUCUUGGGUAGAGUUCUCAUUGUACCAGAAAUAACAUUUUAUAACCUUGUUUACUGAUAUGUAAAUUGUGUCAGUCACCACAAACUGUCAGAUGACAUUCAUAAAUUGCUUGUCCAAGGAAAUACCAUUGUACCCAAGGGCAGGCUCACUAAUUGUAUCAAGAUACGAUAACCACACAGCCAAUUGAUUUUGACUUUGGGGAGUUUGAACAAGAAUGAAGUCUAAUGUACAUGAUGCUAUAAUGACAAAAAUAGCUGAAUGGCUGAAUUCUCACUUCAAGUAUUCACAUUGGUAUUGGUUCAGAAUAUUAAAUAGCCAGACUUGAUACAUGAUUAGUAUCUACUCCCAUUAUGGUGAUUUUAGCUCUGUCUUUCAGUGCAUUACUGUUGUUGCAGCAAAAUGAAACAGGAACAUAAGCUGCAGGGCUGAGCAUUCACAGAGGGUUUAUAGAGAAUUUAAAGAAAAGAAAACAGAAACUGGACAUAUGCUGAAAAAUUCUAAUAAAACCUUAUUACACUGACAUAU